Molecule: messenger RNA, 3547 nt
Organism: Marmota monax (woodchuck)
Lineage: Eukaryota; Metazoa; Chordata; Mammalia; Rodentia; Sciuridae
Gene: Znf260
Product: zinc finger protein 260
Exons: 4
Coding region: 1305-2534 (409 amino acids)
Source: RefSeq, a predicted model, not a curated record
CCAGGCUCGAGCCGUCCAGGGAGUUGCUACAUCACCGAACUGCGCCUGGAAGACCCCAGGAGCCCCUUCUUAAUGUUGGGCCACCCUGUCCGAGCUGCGCUUAUUGUUGGGACACCACUGCCCUCUCCCGGACGUAAACGCAGGUAGAAUUAGCUGAGUCCUGAGACUCGGUCUGCUUACACCCCGCCACCGGGGAGACAGUCCCACAAGCUCUGGCAGAAAGAGUUCGCGGAAAAGGCUACUCGAACCACCGAAACUAAUGGGAAAUGUAAUCCACGGUUAAAAAAAAAAAAAAAAGGCAGACGACCCGCCAAAAUCGGUUGGUCCUGGCGGGUUCAGAGCCCGGCGUGGCGGAGCCCAGGGGCCCUCUGGGAACGCUAACCCGCCUCAGGAGUGCGCAGGCGCAGAACUUCUGGCUCGCCAUCGUCGUCUUUGUCUGCUGCACUCAUAGCACUGUCAAGCCAGGUUUUAAGGCUCUCACCAUCUGAGUAGGAGAAAAGCCUCUGAGCCAGAUAUUUCAUGAAUCUCCAGGAGCUGCAUUCUCUUUAUCUUUGAAAACCUUUGAGGAUUUUAAGAACUCAGCUUGAAUUCUAGCAUGCUGCUUUGACUCCCAACCAUAAUCGCAGAUUCUGUGUCACUUUGUCUCUUUACAAGUUUAAAGUCACCAGUUAAAACAAAAAGAUCAAUGGAUGAUCGAGAAGAAAUAUAAAGAGUUCUCUAGAAUAAACCUGAGAAGUUUAUAAACAAAUAAAGAUACAACGUGAAAGACUUGAGAGUGAAGUCUCAUUGUUCUCUGUGAAAAUAUAGACUGAGGAAACAAAAUAGUAUUUCCUUGGAGCACAGCAUUGAUUCUUCAAGACUACACUUCUGUGUAUGGGACUCAGUUUAAGAAUUUGAAACAUAAUUUAUGCUUAAAUAUGCAAGAAGCAGUAUAAGAAAGAACCAUUGACUUAGGGUUGUGGCUCAGUUGUAGAGUGCUUGCCUAGCAUGCAUGAGGCACUGGGUUCAAUCCUCAGCAACACAUAAAAAUAAAAUAAAAAUAUGGUAUCCUCCUAAAACUAAAAAAAAAAAAGAAAGAACCAUUAAUACAAAGAGAUUGCUAUAUCUCAUUCCUUUUUAUAAUCAUCUCAUCUCAGGAUAUAUCAGUGUGAGAAAAAUCUCCCAUCAUUAGCUCAAAUUUGUUAGAUACCUGAGCAUACUGAAAAGAAAUCACACAAGUUUAGUGAAACGUGGAAAAGCUUUCAUCCUUACUGCAUUUCAGUAGCUACAAGGAAAAAGGGAAACCUAGGAGAAUUGUCCUGUGCAUGACAGGAAUGUUGGAAAGUCUUCAGCCUGAUUCAGAUCUACUUCAGCAUGAUGAAAUUCAUACUGAUCAGAAACCUUACGAGUGUAAAAAAAACUUUAGCCUGAAAGAAAACUUGAUAGAGCAAAGGAACAUGCAUACUGGAGAAAAAUCACAUGAAUGUACUGAAUGUGGUAAAGUGUUCUCUCGGGUCUCAUCACUUACUCUACAUUUGAAAAGUCAUACAGGAAAGAAAUCCUAUAAGUGUAAUAAGUGUGGAAAAGCCUUUGGCCAAAAGAGAAACUUCCUUUCUCAUCAGAAACAUCAUACUGGAGAGAAAUCUUAUGAAAGUGGGAAAACUUCUAUUAAGAUGCCAAUCCUCAUUAAACACCAGAGAAAUCAUUCAGGAAACAAACCAUAUGCAUGUAAGGAAUGUGGCAAAGCUUUUAAUGGAAAAUCAUAUCUCAGUGAGCAUGAGAAAAUUCAUACUGGAGAAAAACCUUUUGAAUGUAAUCAAUGUGGAAGGGCCUUCAGCCAGAAGCAGUACCUCAUUAAACAUCAGAACAUCCAUAGUGGAAAGAAACCCUUUAAAUGUAAUGAGUGUGGGAAAGCCUUUAGCCAGAAGGAAAACCUCAUUAUCCAUCAGAGAAUACAUACUGGAGAGAAACCUUAUGAAUGUAAAGGGUGUGGGAAAGCUUUCAUUCAGAAGUCAAGCCUCAUUAGACACCAGAGAAGUCAUACCGGAGAGAAACCAUACAGUUGUAAGGAAUGUGGAAAAGCCUUCAGUGGCAAAUCAAAUCUCACUGAGCAUGAGAAAAUUCAUAUUGGAGAGAAACCCUAUAAAUGUAAUGAAUGUGGAACAAUCUUCAGGCAGAAGCAAUACCUCAUUAAACAUCACAAUAUUCAUACGGGAGAGAAACCCUAUGAAUGUAAUAAAUGUGGAAAAGCCUUUUCUCGAAUCACAUCACUUAUUGUACAUGUGAGAAUCCAUACAGGUGAUAAACCAUAUGAAUGUAAAAUAUGUGGGAAAGCCUUCUGUCAAAGCUCAUCUCUUACUGUACAUAUGAGAAGCCACACAGGUGAGAAACCCUAUGGUUGCAAUGAAUGUGGGAAAGCCUUUUCUCAGUUCUCAACUCUUGCUCUACACAUGCGAAUCCAUACUGGUGAAAAACCUUAUCAAUGUAGCGAAUGUGGGAAAUCUUUCAGCCAGAAGUCACAUCACAUUAGACACCAGAGAAUUCAUACUCAUUAAAGCUCUAUGAAGGCCUUGGAUAUAGAAAAAACUCCAUCAGAAUUUAUACUUAAUAAUAUCAAAAAACUCAUUUUACAUUAAAGUGACACAAAAUGUGGGAAAUCCUGCAGCAACUCAAAAUACAAAGAUGUUUAAUAAGAAGUAGCCAGGGCAAAAAGCUUCCACAAUAAAUAUUAUUGUACUUUUAUGAGCAUUCUUGUUGAGUUAGAAUCCAGUUAUGGAGACCAACUAGCACGUUUCUGGGAGUCCUAUGAGAUACAUUAAGACAACUAUAUGAGAGAAAAGGACUUGAAAUUGAGAGACAAUUAUUUUUUUGUUAUGUGCUUUGCUAUAUGUGUACUUUGUAAAACUAAUCAUCAAAGUAUUUGGUGUUGAUGCAGUUGUAGAAAAUUGAGGUUGGGGCAGAGUACUGAAUCCAUUAAGCCUGAAUUUGUGGGUAAUUGGUCAUUCAUAAUGGUGGCAUCCCAAAUUUAGGGAUUAUUUUAAAAAUGAUCUCAGGGUAAUUGAUUUCUUCAUUUGGAAAAAGAAGCGACCUCUGUCAUUAUUCAUUAAAAUAUUUAUUUAUUAUGAAAUCCAAAAUUAUUGAAUGCUGGAAUGCAAAAAGCAAAACAAUAAUAUAAAUUUUAUACAAGAGUGUUUUUAAAACCUUAGGGUAGGAAAGAAUUUCUAAAUUAUAUUCCAGAAGAAUCAACAAUUCUACUUUUAAAUAUAUAUACAUAUACCCAAAACACUAACACAUGUACACAGGGAAUAUAAUGUGUCUGUUCAUUGCAGCAUGAAAAAUGGUAGCCAGAAAUCGGAAACAGAUGUCUGUUGCUUGUGAAAUAGAUAUAUAAAAUGUGAUAGUCAUAGAGUAGAAUACUCUCUAGCAGUCAAGUACAAAUUAAAUUUGUAUGUAUAUUAACAGUGAAAGAUAUGAAAAAUCAUACAGAAUGAAGAAAACUGAAGUGAUGAAUAUAUUGUAGAGAUACCCUUGUGAAUCUAAAUAAAAUCAACACUAACCAACCCCUGUA